Aphanomyces invadans is the source of this 3044-nucleotide messenger RNA. RefSeq lists its product as hypothetical. NCBI's taxonomy places the organism in Eukaryota, Oomycota, Saprolegniomycetes, Saprolegniales, Verrucalvaceae. The record is from RefSeq and is a predicted model, not a curated record. The transcript has 10 exons. The coding region runs from base 1 to 1764 and encodes 587 amino acids. Gene Ontology annotation, biological process: outer dynein arm assembly; cilium movement. Gene Ontology annotation, cellular component: cilium.
AUGAAACUGGCACGUUCCAGUUGGAAGAUGACCCAAGACGAUAGGCGACCCAACACGGCGGGAUGCGCGAAAGCGCCCGGCCUCGCCAAACUGGGUCCUCGGCCAGGUUCCGCUGCGGACGUCGCGUCGCCGGUCGUCGGUGACGAUCGCGCGAGUCCGUUGAAGGCGCCAAGUGGCCACAUGAAAAUCGCCGACAUCGUGAACCGGAAUCGACGCAAGACGAGCUCGAGCGCCGACCUGAUCAAGGAUUUUGAAGGAGCCGUUCGAAAAGUCGUCGACGGCAAGCGAUCCGAGUGCGACAAACUCAAGUACACCGCCGAGAAGAAGCGCGACGAGCUGGACAAACUCAAGUUGGCGCUGCGGGAUCUGCGGGCCGACUGCGCCGCGCUCGGCAUGAACGAGUUUCCAGACCCGUCCGAGCGUCUCGAGUCCAUUUCGUCCGUGAGUCGACGGCCGCUGUACGCCAAGAAGACGAACAUUCGCGUGUUGGAGGAACAGUUGCGGCUAAAAGUCGUCGACACGAUUGCCGUCAUGCGCAAGACCCUCACAUAUGACCACAUCAAGAAGCGGCACGAGAUGGAGAAAGCGCAGCUGCUGAAAGCCAAAGCCGACCUGACGCAAGAACUCCGGGAAAAACAGCAACGCUUGCAAGAAUGCCACCGCGUCGAGCUGUCGGCGAGUGAAUCUCUGAACCAAGUCCAGACGCGACUUGUCCAGCUCAAAGCCGACAUUGCGGCGGAUAUUCGGUUGUACGAGACAGAGCUGCACCUCCGCCAACGUUGGAUUAAAGAAAAGACCAAGUUUGAGUCGUUUUACGCGAACCAGGUAGUGAGCGCGGCGGCGGCGGCAACGUCGGUGUCCAAGGUGCACAGCCCUGCCGCAGACAAGAGGAAGAUGCAAAUGGACAGGAAACAAUCGUCCAAGCACUGGAAGCAAGCGAUGACAGCUGUGGAAUACGAGGUCGCGUCGCGCAAAGAGCAGCAAAACAAAGACGCAUUUCUUCGCCUGGGGGUGCCUCGGGGCGUCGUCGACCCGGCGCAGAUCAUUGCGAUGUGCGGGACCCACGACACUUUAAAGCAAGAGUUACUCCAGCGACAAGCUGAGCAGGUUCAGAUCUUGGCCGCGACCAAUUCACGAAUCGACGAAGUCAAAGCCGAACUGCAGCAGUCGCAGUUGGGCACGGUGAGAUCGAGCGAUCGUGACUUGCAAGACGCCCAAGACGACCUUGUCGCUGCGGAAAAGGCGAUGCACAAAGCCCGGGAAGAGUACGAGUACAUGCACCAAAUGAUGCAGCCGGUGAAAGCAGGAAUCCUUCAAAUUGUGGCCCAAGUGACUGGAAAGACCGUCGACGUCGACAACAUUCACGCAAUUCAAGACGCGUUGCAAGCGGUCGAGAAGGAGCUCUUACAAAUCAUCCCAGACUUGACUGCUCCAGCCACGGACGAGGCAGGAGCGUCGGGUGGCAACGGUAGCCCUGCAGGGCAUGCAGCUCCUUCCCCUCUCACGUCGCUGGCCCCUGGAGACGUCACGUCUCCAUACAAUAUCCGAAUUCGCCCCAAGGAGCACUGGACAAAAGGCUCGUCAGCCACAGGAACGGGCAAGAUCGUGGAAGGAUCGUCGAUGGCGCCAGGAGUUGUUUCCAAGAAGGGCAAGGACAAAGGCCCGUCGGAGGAUGGAACCGGGGCGCUCAUGGACCGCACGACUGUCAAACAGCUCGCGUCGACGAUGGCGGCGCAAAAUGCCCCAAAGAAGAAGAAGCCUUAACGUUUUGAACGACUGACGCUACACUACGAUGUCGGCCACAGAUCUGUAAAAUCGAGCAUACUCCUUGAGAUAUUUGUCCAGACAUGGUCGAGAGCAAAACGCGUGCUUUGAUACUUCGUCCUGAACAACACACCCCGCCUUGUACAACCGAUAGCACUGCCAACAACUUGCCUUUGCUUCCACGGGACUCCCUGUGCUCGCGGUGGCCUGCUCUGGCCGGUGUUGGUUCGCAGGCGGGUCGUUUCCUCGCCAUGCCUGCAAUGCUUGCAAAAAGUUUGCAUGGCUCUGUUCUUCAUCGAAGUCACCACUCAGGAGCUUUCCUCCAAGGAGGGGCGGUGUGGGGGCGAUAUCGGCCAGCGGAUUUGUCCAGAAUAGUGUGUCGUCGUCGCCGUCCUUGGCCCCUUCAUCCGCUCUCUGUUGGUCAGACGCCCGCCAGUCCAGCAGCGCCUUCAAGAAGGACGCAUGGCUGUCGUCUUCGUUGAAAUCUCCGUCGGCCAAGUUCACUGGCACUUCGCCAGACGGACGACCUGUCCCUGAUUCGGCUAACGGCGUCAACUGCGACCAAUGUGCGACUUUUUUCGGGGGCAAUGCCAGCGGAGCGUCAUGGAGUUUGUUGUCCACAACUUCUCGUUGCUGGACGUGAUUCUGCUGGUUGUUUGUGGCGAUGCCUCCCCUACCGCUGCUGCUGCUGCGCUUGAGCUGUUCAAUUUGCUGUAAUAAUGCCUUUCGUUCGCUUGACUCGGUCACUUGCAGGUAGUCCAAGUCGGCUGGGGUCAAGUCUAGCACGACUGCACCGUUGACUUCGUUGAAUUCGAACGUCGAUGCAAGAUGGCCUAGGCGGAUCGAUGCCAGCCAUUCAGUCACCUGUGGAACGGUCCAAUCGGCGACGACACAGCGACUAGCUGUGAGCUGCCCCCCACUUUCUCCUUUCUUGGAUGCUUUCUUUGCCUUGGAAGGAACUUUUGUCUUGACGUCCUGCGCAUACUGCCGGACACUUCCCCGGUCUUCGCGCGCACUUCGCCAUCGAUUUCCGCCCUUCAUCUUGGAAUGAUCUUUUUCGCGCUGCGCCUGCUGCUGCGCCAUGCUCACCUUGACCUGUUUGAGCUGGGCCUCCAUCUGCAACGCUUCAUGUUCGAGUCGCUCGGAUUCUUUGACUUUGUAGCCUUGCUGCCCUGGAAGGGGUUUCGCCUUGCCAAACAUCCCUGGCACUGCUCUUUCCUUCAUGCUGCUCUGCCGGGGCCCACGUGCAACUCGGUUCGGCUCACUGUGAUCUGCGGCGG